Molecule: messenger RNA, 3992 nt
Organism: Bubalus bubalis (water buffalo)
Lineage: Eukaryota; Metazoa; Chordata; Mammalia; Artiodactyla; Bovidae
Gene: C7H4orf50
Product: chromosome 7 C4orf50 homolog
Exons: 5
Coding region: 232-723 (163 amino acids)
Source: RefSeq, a predicted model, not a curated record
CCUGUACAUGCAGCAAGCUGUGGAACCCGCCCCUCAGCGUUAUCAAAAAUCUUGGUUCUCUUUCAGCUUGACGAACUUCAGAAAAAGCACCAUGAAGUGAAUUUGGCUGGGACGCCUUUGAAGGCCAAGCUGGCUUCCCUGGUCCAGAAGUGCUGGGAGAGGAACCACCUGAUCACACACCUGCUUCAGGAGCUGCACAGACACGGGGCAGAGAACCACCUGCUCUCCAGGAUGGCGCAGAACAUGGUGAAUGACGUGGCGCUGGCUGAGUAUGCGGCCACCUUCCUGGCUCCGAGGGUCCCAGAGACAAGCCACCACCUGGACGUCGAGUCUGAGAUGACGGCAUUUGUCAGAGUUCAGAAAUGCCUCCUGAAUCCCCAAAUGGACAGUGUCCUGCAGAGACCUUUGCAUUCAGAGACCUGGCCUGUUCCUGAGGCUGAGUCGCCAGCAUGGACAGCUCAACUGGAUUCUUUGAAGCUUCCCCUGCCCUCAGGACUGAUGGCUGAUCCUGAAAUAUGCCAGGCUUCCGUCACCAUGGAACCAGGGCUCCCUGUGCAAUGUCUGCAAGAAAAAGGCGGAAUGUCCUGUCCUGGCCUCCAGUCUGAUGAUCUCCUGCCGUCCCCCGAGCUCCCGAGCCCUGCACGGAUCCUGGCUUUGCACCAAGAGCUUCGAGGAAGCUUCAGCAGCACUUCCCAGGUCAAUAAAUCACCACUGGAGUUAUAAAUAGAACUGGACUGUGCACUCUCUGGGGGCCAUUUCCUCCACACCAUAAAUAAUUUGAAGCAGAACUUUCAGAGAGCGUUUUAAGAAAUUGGUAGCAAUCAAACCCCUCAUUCUGUGGCAAGUGGCUUUGCCUGUGGCUUAGGGAGCUGUGGUGAUUGUCAGAGCUCAGGAGAUGCACUGGACUUGCAAAUUCUUAGGAGCGCAGCUUUGCAAACAUCCAGGCAGCAAAGGGAAUAUCGACUGUUCCCAAACCUACCAAGUGGCUGGCCCAGUGGCUCUCCACUGGGUGUGAUCCCCAUCCCCCACCCCCAUCCCCACCCCCAGGGCAAAGUUUGACAAUGUCAGUAUUUUUGUUGUCACAACUGGGAAGCUGCUGCUGGCAUCUAGCAGGUAGAAGUCAGCGAUGCUGCUCACCACCCUCCAGUGCCUGGGAUAGCCUCCGAAAACAAAAAGAGUCGUCCCCCCCGGGUGUCAGCAGUGCCGGGUUGGGAGGUCCUGACCUGACCUAAUAGCUCCUAACCUUGUCAGCUGCAGAGAACUGUUUGGUUACGUUCCUGCCUGAGGCCCCUCCCCACGUUUUAAAAGAUUUUUGUCUACCAAAGGAGAUGCUUGAUUGAAGUCAUUAUCUCUUUUACAUUUUUGAACAUUAAAACCACUUAGAACUUUCCGAUAAGUCCAUUCAUUCAACAGAUAUUUGUGGAAUCCAGCGUAUGCCAGGCAAUACGAUAUGAGGGAGAAGGAAGUGAGGUCACGUUGGUCCCUGCCCUGGGGGCUCACAGGGCAACAGAGAGAUGCAGGUGUAAACAUUUCACCAUGCACUCGUGGUUAAGUGUGCCCUGGGACAUGAGACAAGGCAAGGGCUAGUUCUGCCUGGCUUGGGGGAAUGGGAAGUCAUUCAGAAAGGAUGGCUGAGCAGAGUCCCUAAGCCCAACGAGGUGCUGAAUACAUGGGUGAGGUGGGGAAGGGUCUUACAGUAAGAGGGAACAGCAGGAGCCAAAGUCUGAGGCAUGAAACUUCCCAGUGUGCAACCAGAGGGGAAGCAGGUGGGGCAGCCCCUUGCCAGGCCAGGUGCUAAGAGUCGCUGCCUCAUCCCUACCCAGCACCACUUACCUCCUCCGGGAAGGAGACCCUGUCCUGACCUGGGUGUAGGACCCAGGGGUAGAAGAAGAGGCGAGGGGGCUCGGGUCACGUUAGCCCAGACCCUGUGCCCCCGGCUCACCAAUCAGAGACAUCGUCUCUCUCCUUGGGAGGGGCUGGAGGGAAGGUCAGAGUUACCCUCCUAACUCUGUUCCCACCUGGAAGCAGCUGUCAUGGGAGGCCAAGGAAGGACCAGGACAGGAAACCAAGGGCUCCUGGAGCAGUACGCAAAACCUAUUGAUUUUAUUUUAAUGUAUUUUCGCUUUUUAUGCUGAGAUGAACAAUGCAAAGAGUUCCCACACAGCCUCACCCAGCUUCCUCGAAGUUAACACCCCAGGUGCCUAACCAGAGCACAAGGAUGGAAAUGAAUAGAUUGAUUUUGAGGAACCCUGGGAGGCCAUCAAGACAUAAGAAAAGCACCUCUGAGAGCGAGCAUCGGCUCACCAGGCUGCUACAGUCUUCAUUAGCCCAGGGGAUGUGUCAUGGGUCAUCACGAUCAUCCACGGUUCCUUGGAUCGGUUUACCCACGGAUCCACCCAUUCAUUUGUUCAGUAAGCAUUUGAUUUAACUGCCACGUGAGCGCCGGGACCUCAGGGAGGUGCUGGGAAACAGGAAGAAAGCAGAUGCCUGUCUCCAGCCUCCAGGACCUCCUGGAAGAUGGCCCCAUCACACACCGAGUCCCCAGAUUGGAAUGUCGUCCUCACCUUCAUGAUCUGAACCAGCCCCGCCACCCCGUGACUGCCGAUUGUGUGGCAUCCUGCAGAGACCUUCACUACGCUGGUUUGCGCUCGCCUCUUUUGCCCUCUUCCUGCUUUUUUUCUGGAACAAUGCCAUUCACUCUGAGCACUGGGACUAUGCUCAAGACAAGCUGGGAACCGGGUGACGUUGGGGUGAGCAGCCAGCUGAGCUGCAGGACCAAGCCCGCCGGAGGCAGUCAAGGCCAUUUCUGGUUCCCAGACACUCCCGCCAGGUUCAGACAUUGGUGUCCUUGAGUGCCUCCUUCUGCCACUGCUCAUGUUCGGGGCCUCAACAGAGAGGCCAUGGGGGAAAAUCCAUUAAAGAAGUCACAGCAGUCUUGGCAGCGUAACCCGAUGAUUCCAUAAUAAAUCACAGUCUGAAGACAGGAGCCACUUAGUACCCUGAGCCAGGAGUCCCACCUGGAGUCGCACUUUGGAUCUCCUCGCACUGGGUCACUGCUUUGUAUGGUGAUUCCUCCCUGUGGCACUUUUGCGAGGGCAGACUCUGGAAACUUUCUGGCCUGAACCAUAGAUUCCAGCCCUUGGAAGGGACCCUAUGUUCCCCUGCCGCCCCAGGUGGACCUGAUGGGACCAGGGCCCAGCUUGGUCAAAACUUCCCAGGCUGGGGACAGGACCUUCCCAGGGUGACCAAGCAAGGUCAGGCAGGAACUUGACCCACUGGAGCUGGCCCAGGCUGCCCCACGCUUCAGGAAUGACCCAAGGCCUCUGGAGACGAGCCAGAUGGGCCAGCCUGGCCGCCUCUGCGGAAAGCAAUUCAUCACAUGGCUGUCAGCAAGCUGCAGCCAUGGCUUUCUUGGUGAAGCCUGGCCGAGCUAUGCAGAACGGGAGCCCUGCACACAGCAAGGUAAGUGCACAUCCCACCCUGACUCCUGUGAACAGGCCCCACCUGGGCUUUUAGGCAAAUCCGAUGAGAGAGUUGGCUUGGCUGGUGGCCAGGCAGUACAAGCGUUCGGUGCAGUCUCUCCCUGCACCUGAUUCACUGCCAUUCACUGCCGUGCCCUUCUGGGAGGCAUUUUGUUCCUAUGUCAAAGCGAUCUAUUGAGCAAAUAUUUCCCUGAGCACCUGCCUGUCGGGGCAGAUGAGAAGCUGGGGGCCGGGUGUCAGGAGUCUCACUCUCGGUCCCCAUCCUCCAGACUCCUGGGGGGACGGUUGCACAGAUGGAGCAGUUGGAGUGGCAUAAGCAGGGUGUGGCAGGGAGCAUGCAGGGGCCAGGGGCGCAAAGCUGUGGCUGACCAUCGAGGGAGGGGUCAGGGAGGGCUUCCUGGAGGAAGUGAUGACUGAGGUGGGCCCUGGAGGUGAGUAGAGCUUGGCCAGGGAGGGAGGCUUUGUGAGUAGGGGCAAUCACACAGGCAAAGGCUAGGGGUGUGUCGGGGG